AUGACUGGAAUGGAUCUUCGUUCAAUUUUAGGCCCAGUAGCUGAUCAUUUAGUCCAAACAACUACCCCAUUUAGUUAUACAAGGCCUAUAAUGAAAAAUAAAUUUGUUGAUUAUGGAAUAUUAAGUUUGGACAAUUUUUUAAAUGGACGUUUUCGUUCAAUGCAAAGAAUUCCUUAUUUAUUAGAAAAAGAGAAAAUGUUAAAAUUAAGAAAUAAUGAAACAUUGAAUACACAAACUCAUGAAAAAGAACAUGAAGAAGAACAAAUUGAAGGAUCAGGUGAAGAAGAUAAAGAAGAAGAAGAAAAACAAAUUGAAAAUAAAAAUAAUACCUUAAAAGAAUUAAAUUCUUCAAUUAAAGGAAUUCCAAAAACUAAACCAUUUAUUCCAAAAAUUCCUUUAUUAAAUUUUAAUAAUAAUGAAAAAGAUGAAUUAAUAAAUACAAAAAUAAAUAAAAAUAAAGAAGAAAAUAAAAUAAAUGAAAUUAUGGAAAAUAAUGAUAAUAAUAAUUUAAUAAAUAUGGAAGAAUAUCAGUAUGGUGCAAAGCCUAAUAUGCAGCAAGGAAUAUUAAAUACUUUACUUGACUUUUUUGGAGUUAAAUAUUUACAAGGAAGUGAAUUAGACAAAGUUUUGACUGACUGGAUAAUGGAAAAUACACCUAAAUAUAUUAGCAAAAGUGAUAAAAGAGCAGGAAUUAAUACAAGUAGUUAUGAUGUAUUGAGAGGUUUACUUAGUCAACCUGUUUUACCUCUUUGUAGUUCACCUCCUCAAUUAAUUGAACAUUUUAAUUUAGAUGCAUUUAUGGGACAAUGGUUUGAAGUAUUUUCUGUUUCAAAAAAUUCAGAUCUUAAAUUUGAAGCAAAAAUUUCAAAAUUAUUAAAAAAAUGUAAAAUUCGUGUAUAUGACCAUGGAGGAAAAGGAGGCAGUGAUUUAGAAGUAAAUUAUAAAGUAAUUAAAAAAUUGAGUGGAAAUAAAUUUGAUGAAAAAUGGUUAUCAAAAAUAUUAACGUCAGAAAAAAGAAAAAGUAAAAUUAAUUUGUUGAGACUUGAAGUUGGAGAUCAAACAGAUAAAAUUGUUCAAAGUAAAAUAUUAAGAGAACAUUCGAUUUGUCAUUUAUUAUUAACUGUUAGUGGACUUUCAAAAAAGAAACUUGAGACUUUUGUAAAGAAAAUGCAAAAAUCUUAUGGGUACAGUCUUUAUGCUGCAUAUAGAAUGGGGGAUCAACCGACAAGUAUUAAUUAUGAAGAAAGUGCAACAAAAGAUUCAUUAGAUGCAUUAGAUGAAGAUGCAGUUAAUUUAUUAGAAACUCCAAAAGAAAAGAAAGCUAGUUUAAAAACUAAAAGAGAAGCAUUAGUAAAAGAUAGAAGAUCUGCAGGUGUUUAUACAAUGAGUUUUAUUUCUAAAAAUUGUCAAAAAGAAUAUGGAGUUAAGUGGAUUGAUCAAUAG
This is a messenger RNA of Meloidogyne enterolobii, 1443 nucleotides long. NCBI's taxonomy places the organism in Eukaryota, Metazoa, Nematoda, Chromadorea, Rhabditida, Meloidogynidae. The record is from the annotation of a GenBank genome assembly.